CGUCGCGCACGCAGCAGCGGAGCACUGCGGGGGACAGCGCAGCGGCUGUUGCACGGGGAUGAUGUAAUGUUGCUCCGGAUGGCGGUGUGCGCCAGGCUCUGCGGAGCGGGACAGUCGCGGCGCUGCAGGCGGCGGCAGAGGCACAGCCAGCCGCAUCAGGACAGCGACUCCGACAUGGACAUGGACGAGGAGGAGGAAGAGGAGAGGGUCGUGGGCAAAACGAAAGACGAGCCCGAUGGCGGCAGCAGCUGUCAUAGCAGCGGAGCCGGUGUCCUCGGGUCUGGGGCCUCCGCGGGGCCACCGCACCCGCAGUCGCUGCUGGAUCUGCCGCCGGAGCUCCUGGUGGAGAUCUUCUCCUCUCUACCCGGCACUGCGCUGCCCAACCUGGCGCUGGUGUGCAAGAAAUUCAGGCAGAUCCUCAACACGGAAACAAUCUGGAGGAGGAGAUGUACAGAGGAAUUCGGUAUGAGAGAUGACCUGCGGAAGAUGGAGAUCUUGGGCAUGUCGAGCCGAGAUCUGUAUGUGAAACGUGUGAACCCGCAGGUGAAGUCGGGACGCUUUAUGAAGCUCCUCCCUGAUUAUGAGCACAUGGACUAUCGGGACGUGUACACACACUUGUUACAUCCCUAUAGACACAUCCUGGGCCUCUGGCAGCCUGAUAUUGGGCCCUAUGGAGGACUGCUGAACGUGGUGGUUGACGGGCUGUUCAUCAUAGGCUGGAUGUAUUUACCGCCCCAUGAUCCCCGUGUGGAGGACCCCAUGCGUAGACGGCCGCUCUUCCGCAUUCAUAUGUGGGAGAAAAACAAAGCCGCGGUAGAAUGUAUGUACGGACACAAGGGCCCUCAUAAAGGAGACAUUCAGACUGUGAAAAAAGAUGAAUUUUCCACCAAAUGCAACCAGACCGAUCACCAUCGAAUGCCUGGAGGAAGGCAAGAGGAGUUCAGAACGUGGUUGGAGGAGGAAUGGGGAAGAACAUUGGAGGACAUUUUCCAUGAGCACAUGCAGGAGUUGAUCCUCAUGAAGUUCAUUUACACCAGCCAAUAUGAUAAUUGCCUGACGUACCGGCGGAUUUAUCUGCCCCCGUGCCUCCCUUCAGACCUGCUGCAGCCGGGCCUCUUCAAAGGGACAUACGGCAGUCACGGCCUGGAGAUCAUCAUGCUGAGCUUCCACGGCUCCAAGGCCAAAGCCACCAAACUUACCGGUGACCCCAAUGUCCCAGCAGGUCAGCUGACGUUAGAAAUCGACCUGAACCGGCCGGUGCGUCUGCCGGACCUGGAGCACCAGCGGAGCAUAGAAGAGCUCUCUCGCCUGGUGCUGGGGGUGCACGAGGAGGCCCAGAGGGGGCCACAGUCCCGGGACGCCCCAUCAGAGACUGCAGAGGGCUCAGAUUCGGCUCCCCCUGCUGGAGCGGAGGAUGUGGAGCCAGGAGCUGCUGCAUCUGAAGCGCAGCCGUUUGUGCUGCCUCUGGGAGUCAUGGCCCGUAAUGAAGUGUAUCCUCGCACCUGCAAGAUGUGUUUUUAUGGAACAGGCCUGAUCGCCGGCCACGGCUUCACGAGUCCAGAGCGCACACCGGGUCUGUUCGUGCUAUUCGAUGAUGACCACUUUGGCUUUAUUUGGCUGGAGCUCAAGUCCUUCAGUCUGUACAGUCGGCUGACCGACCAGCUGUCCCACGCUCAGGCCCCCACCCUGGAGCGCUUCGAGGCUAUGCUCCGCAACAUGCAGUCAUGGACAUCCUGAGAGCAAACCUCACACUAGCUUUCUCAUCAGGCACAUCCUCUGGUAUUACGCUCUGCACCGUCAGGGACCUCCCUGCUGACACACACACACACACACACUCACACACACACACACUCUCACUAUAACACAUAUAUACAC
This is a messenger RNA of Sinocyclocheilus anshuiensis, 1875 nucleotides long. RefSeq names its product F-box only protein 31-like. Gene Ontology annotation, cellular component: SCF ubiquitin ligase complex. The record is from RefSeq and is a predicted model, not a curated record. Gene Ontology annotation, biological process: SCF-dependent proteasomal ubiquitin-dependent protein catabolic process. Gene Ontology annotation, molecular function: protein binding. The transcript has 10 exons. NCBI's taxonomy places the organism in Eukaryota, Metazoa, Chordata, Actinopteri, Cypriniformes, Cyprinidae. Bases 67 to 1737 code for a protein of 556 amino acids.